This is a messenger RNA of Pezoporus occidentalis (night parrot), 2347 nucleotides long. RefSeq names its product poly(A) binding protein cytoplasmic 1 like (gene PABPC1L). Gene Ontology annotation, cellular component: nucleus; ribonucleoprotein complex; cytosol. The transcript has 16 exons. Gene Ontology annotation, molecular function: poly(U) RNA binding; mRNA 3'-UTR binding; poly(A) binding. The record is from RefSeq and is a predicted model, not a curated record. Lineage: Eukaryota; Metazoa; Chordata; Aves; Psittaciformes; Psittacidae. The coding region runs from base 77 to 1978 and encodes 633 amino acids.
GCCGGAGCGGUGCUGAGCGGUGACCGGAGCUGAGCCCAGGCUGCCGGAGCGCUCGGCCAGAGCUUUGUGGUUCACCAUGAACGCCAGCGGCCCUGGCUACCCCUUAGCCUCUCUCUACGUGGGAGACCUGCACCCGGAUGUGACCGAAGCCAUGCUCUAUGAGAAGUUCUCACCUGCUGGGCCCAUCAUGUCCAUCCGAGUCUGCCGGGACGUCGCCACGCGCCGAUCACUGGGCUAUGCCUACAUCAACUUCCAGCAGCCUGUGGAUGCGGAGCGAGCCCUGGACACCAUGAACUUCGAAGUGAUCAAAGGCCGUCCCAUCCGCAUCAUGUGGUCCCAGCGGGACCCCGGGCUCAGGAAGUCAGGGGUUGGAAACGUCUUCAUCAAGAACCUGGAUGACUCCAUUGAUAACAAAGCCCUGUACGACACGUUCUCUGCCUUCGGAAACAUCCUGUCCUGCAAGGUGGUUUGUGAUGAAAAUGGAUCCCGUGGCUAUGGCUUUGUUCACUUUGAGACUCACGAGGCAGCAACUCGGGCCAUUGAGACCAUGAAUGGGAUGUUGCUCAAUGACCGGAAGGUGUUUGUUGGCAAUUUCAAAUCCCGCAAAGAGCGCGAGGCAGAGUUUGGGGCUAAAGCGACGGAGUUCACCAACGUCUACAUCAAAAACUUUGGGGAUGACAUGGAUGAUGACAGGCUGCGGGAAAUAUUCUCCAAAUUCGGAAAGACGCUAAGUGUCAAAGUCAUGAUGGACAGCACCGGCCGCUCGAAGGGCUUUGGAUUUGUCAACUUCGAGAAGCAUGAAGAAGCCCAGAAGGCGGUGGCUGACAUGAACGGGAAGGAGAUCAACGGGCGCAUGGUGUACGUGGGCCGGGCGCAGAAGCGGCUGGAGCGGCAGAGCGAGCUGAAGAGGAAAUUCGAGCAGAUCAAGCAGGAGCGAGUGAGCAGGUACCAGGGGGUCAACCUGUAUGUGAAGAACCUGGAUGAUGGGAUAGAUGACGAGAGGCUGAGGAAGGAAUUCUCUCCAUACGGCACCAUCACCAGCGCCAAGGUGAUGACAGAGGGUGGCCACAGCAAAGGGUUUGGCUUUGUAUGUUUUUCCUCCCCAGAAGAGGCUACCAAGGCCGUGACAGAAAUGAACGGGCGGAUUGUCAGCACUAAGCCUCUCUACGUUGCACUCGCUCAAAGGAAAGAGGAGCGGAAAGCAAUCCUCACCAACCAGUACAUGCAGAGAUUAGCCACCAUGAGGGCCCUGCCUGGCCCUCUCUUGGGCUCUUUCCAGCCGGGGUACUUCUUACCCCCUAUUCCUCCGCCACCACCCAGAGCUACCUUCUACAGCUCCAGCCCAGUUGUCCCAGUCCGUCCUGGCACUCGCUGGAGUGCGCAGCCCUCCCGGCCUCCCCCAGCGUAUCCUGCAGUUACUCCCAUCCUGAGAGCUGCCGUGCAGCCCCGGCGCCUGCUGUCCAACAUCAGCACCAUGAGACAGGCAUCCACCCAAGUGCCCCGUGUGCCCCCCCAGGCACAGAGAGUGGCCAACAUCGGGACGCAGACGGUCAGCACUCGGGUGCCCUUGUCGCCCACCCUGCCGCGGAGCACCCCGCAGUACAAGUACUCCUCAGCCGUCAGGAACAUCCAGCCCAUGGGGCACAUGUCGCCUGUGGUGGCCCCGCAGGUGGGAGAACCUGCUGUGCACGUCCAGGGGCAGGAGCCCCUGACAGCAUCCAUGCUUGCAGCAGCCCCUCCUCAGGAGCAGAAGCAAAUGAUAGGUGAGCGCCUCUACCCUCUGAUCCAUGCCAUGCAUCCCACGCUAGCUGGCAAGAUAACUGGGAUGCUGCUGGAAAUAGACAACUCUGAGCUGCUGCUGCUCCUGGAAUCACCCGACUCCCUGCACUCCAAGAUUGAGGAGGCGGUCGCUGUUCUCCAGGCACACCAGGCCACAGAGACCUCGCACAAGGGCAGCGCUGGGUUGUUCCUGCAGUAACCCAGUCUUCAAGAGAGCCCUGAGAACGUUGCCUUUGAAGAACAGCAGCAGCAACCCCACCGUGCCUUUGGAAUCGUGCCUGUACAGCGACUCUGGCUUAUCUUCAGUGCCCCAUCCUAUUUCCUGCGUGUAUCGUAAACCUUGCCAAUUGCUUCCUCCUGUACCUAUAAAGAAAUUACCCCUGUUAAUUCUCUUGUUUCCCCUGAAAGCACAUAGCAAACUGUAGUGUGGAACCCAGCCUGGUUCAGUUGCCCAGGAAAUGACAAGUGAUGGUGAAUCAUCAUUUUAGUGAACUUAUUGGGUUUGGUAGUUUUAUUUGUUCUUGUAGCUGGCACUAAUAAAGAAUUGAUGCUUUCACCCCUCAACAAA